AUGUGUGGAAGGUACGCUAUGGCUGUGGAUCCCAAUGAUCUUCCUCAGUAUUUUGGCGAGCAAAAUCUGGCGGUUGACGAGAUGCAUGACUCCGAAAUGGCGCAACCCAGGUUCAACAUUGGACCAGCACAGUAUGCUCCAGUGUAUUACUCGCAUAGCAAUUGCCAGAGACGGAACGAUUCUCCAGACAAUAAAUUUGUUGAAGAUGAGGCUGAUGGCGAUGCUUCUACGCGGGUGAUUCGUUAUAUGAAAUGGGGCAUGAUUCCGUUCUGGACCAAGCGAAUCAGUGAUUAUUCGCCGUUCAAAACAUUCAACGCAAAGGCGGAGUCGAUAAAGGACGGUCAUCGUGUUUGGAAGAUGGUACGGUCACGAACACGCUGUGUGGUACCUAUGCUGGGGUAUUACGAGUGGUUGAACAAGAAGAGCGAGACAUCCAAGGCGAUCACCAAGAUUCCCUAUUUCAUAAAGCGCAAAGACUCAAAACUCAUGUUCCUGGCUGGAUUAUGGGACAAGUCCAUUUUCUCAGACGAGGAAACCACCCACGUCAUAUAUAGUUUUUCCAUUGUAACGGGACCGGCUCCCCAACAAUUGGAGUGGCUUCAUCAUCGAAUGCCAAGGGUUUUGGAACCGGGGACCAAGGAGUUUGAUCUGUGGCUAGACCCAAAGCAUGACUGGGACGAUAAGUUGAUGUCGUGUUUACAGCCAUACGAUAAGGACGAUUUGGAGUGGUUUGAAGUCUCCAGAGACGUAGGCAAUGUGAGGAACGAAGGAGAGCACCUCAUCCAAAGAGCGCCCAAGAGACCAACCGAUCGGCCCAUAAAGAAGGGUUCAAUUAUGAAUUGGGUGAAGGUGAAAACAAAAGAGCACCAUAUAUCCGAAGAACCUAGUGAAGAAGAGGCCUGUGAUAGCUCAAUCCUAUCAGCUGGUCCAGAGUCUCCAAGUCAUAGGUUUCUCCACACACCGCGAGAAUCGGCAACUCCAUUGACUCCAUCCCCACAAAAACGAACCAUCUCGGAGCUGCUAUCGGGAUCUCACGAUAAGGUCAAGGUGAAAGACGAAAAAAAGCCAAAGACCGAAGUUUGA
Kuraishia capsulata CBS 1993 is the source of this 1083-nucleotide messenger RNA. RefSeq lists its product as uncharacterized. The coding region runs from base 1 to 1083 and encodes 360 amino acids. Gene Ontology annotation, molecular function: single-stranded DNA binding. The transcript has 2 exons. Lineage: Eukaryota; Fungi; Ascomycota; Pichiomycetes; Pichiales; Pichiaceae. The record is from RefSeq and is a predicted model, not a curated record. Gene Ontology annotation, biological process: DNA damage response.